Camellia sinensis is the source of this 3771-nucleotide messenger RNA. Lineage: Eukaryota; Viridiplantae; Streptophyta; Magnoliopsida; Ericales; Theaceae. The record is from RefSeq and is a predicted model, not a curated record.
GAAUGUGUCCGUCACCCCAACGGCUUGAAACCUUGGUAGUGAUUGUAUCCGUCACCCCAACAGGUUGAAUCCUUGGCAGUGAAUGUGUCCGUCACCCCAACGGCUUGAAACCUUGGCAGUAAUUGUGUCCGUCACCCCAACGGCUUGAAUCAUUGGCAGUGAUUGUAUCCGUCACCCCAACGGCUUGAAUCCUUGGUAGUGAUUGUGUCCGUCACCCCAACGGACACAAUUAGAAGGGAAAAUCAGAAGGGAAAAGAUCAGAGAGAGAGAGAAAGAAAUUGAGAGCUAAAGAAGUCGUUACAAAAUAAUUCGGCACAAACCUAUCACUGCUUUGUUGUCACCUAUCGAGUUGGACCCCUACAUCCCUUUACAUACGGCUUCCGAAGACUUGAUCUAUACAGGAAUUUGAAACUACUGUGAGAUUCUCGAGAAAGGGCACUCCAAAUCAAUUGGUUCAUUCCCUAUCUCAAUCCUUCAUCCUUUUUCUGAAGACCUUCACUGCUCUGAAUUUAAUACUCUUCUUAAGUGAAUGAAGCAUGAAAAACUGAAGUGGGAUAAUUCUUUUAAUGUCCGCGGCAUUUCUACCCAUUUGCAAUCCCCUAUAUGGAUUUUUUGGUUAAAUGACGUUCUUUCCACAUUUGCCCCUAUUUUGAAGAAGUGUGGGAUUUAUGCUGCAAUCUAUGUAUCCCAAUUUGCUUAUGCUAGGAAUGUUUCCCUCCUCAAAGGAUUCUGAGAGUGGUGGUCACCCGACACCAACACUUUCCACACCAUUUACGGCGAACUUGGGAUCUCUUUAUGGGACCUUCAUCGCAUUAGCGGGCUCCCCAUUUGUGGCGAGUUUUAUGAAGAGUUCACCCCCUCCAAUGACAUUUUAUAUUCGUCCUAGACAUCCAAGGCGUGCCGUGGGCUUUUCAACAUUUAUGCCAGCUCUUGUCAAUCCAAGAAGUUUAACCACUGGACUUUCAAAUUCAGUGACGAAUCCCCAACUUCAAUUAGUGGUUUUCAAUGAAAAGAUAGAAUUCCUGAUGAUGUGUAUCUUUCUGGUUUUUUGAUGAGCUGGCUUAGCGAAUUUGUCUUCCCUCACUCUUCCGGAGAAAUUUGUCCGACGACCUUUCAUGUAGCCACCAAAAUGGCAGGUGGAACCUUGUUUAGCCUGGCCAUCCCCGUCCUUGCAUACCUCUAUCUUUCUCUUGGUAAAAUGGCAUCAUCAUCUUCACCUGGGAAGGAAAAUAUUCAGGGUCCUUUACAUUACCUUUUUGGAUGGAUUUCACUAUAUUUUGUCAAGACUUACUCUCAUGGGGAUCCUCAGUCGAUUUGUCCGAUUCCUGAUAUUCAUUUCAUGCCAUAUCUUGGGUUUAUUGGAAACCAAUUGGCUGCCCAGUUUUUUACUGAUAAAUUUCCAUUUGUGGACUCUCUCCUAACUUAUCGUACGGAGUGUCAAUUUAGGGCUCUUACUCAUGAAAGUCAACCUUCAGGCAUUCUGGUCGACUCUGAAAGGAUAUCACCUUUCCACCUUGGCUAUCUUAUAUCUUUGAGGCAAGGGAUUUUAACUUUUAAAAUGGGAUUUAAUUUCAUUUAUGAACCGUACUCCCCUAACCGAUACGGUCGUCAAUUUGGGUUUGCUCAAGCAUGCCCUAUACCGCUUAAUGUAUCUUGUCGGCAGCCCUCUGAGUGGUCUAAAUUUUAUUACAACUGGCGCCAUAUGCUACGCUGCGGUACAAAAGUCUCAUUGGAAUUACCAGGCUCAUGAUCUACUUCUCACGUAACCAUGCCUUAUGCCAAUUGGUGGUUGGGAACUUCCUUUACCGUGCUCCAAUAUGUUACUCAUUCCCAGCCGAAAUCUUCACGCAAGAGAAAACUGGAUAUGCCAAUUAAAAACCGAAAGAUGAAGAAUCCUUCUUACUCUAGAGCUAGGUCAUCAUCUUCACCUAUUGCUCUGGAAGCAUCAUCACCUCAGAGAAUGGAUAAUAGUUGACCACUUAUUGCUCCUUCUCGGUCUAAUUACUCGAUUUCAGAUCUCCUUCAUCUUUUCGAGGAUAUGUGUAAUUUUCAAUUUAAAAUGAGAUUUAGCUUUGAGCUAGUAGAUUCUGGCCCUCAAUUUGCUUGUCUCGCAAAUCUUUUUCCAGAGACUAUGUCUAUCAGUGAUUGUACAGGAAUUUCCCAACCCACCGUAGCGACCAAAACCCCAAUGGAUCAAUUUCGCACAUACUUGUACUCUUUUCUUGAAGAUAAAGAUGAGAAUAUGAUUCAAGAACUCUUUGAGGGAGAUGGGUAUGAACUAACUGCCUUGGGUCGUAUACGCAUUAAGAGUGUUGAAAUUCCUUCUCCUACCAAAUCUUUUGAUUGUUCUCUCAAUGGAAGUAGCGAGAGUGAAGAUGAGUUUUAUGACUACACCCCUCUUUUAGAUGGCACACCGACUAAGAUGAGUAAAUCGCCUUCAGCAAAUGUAGCUUUUUCUUCUCCUUCGAACGAGUCAUCCAAGCUAUUAGAGAAAGGCACUGCGCCUCGGACUUCCCCAGCUGCCUCGCGUAUGCCAUUGGCUACCUUUAAGGAUCAUGCCACAUUGCAAAAUCCAUGGUCCAUUUGUGGGAAUCACAACUUGUCUCCUCCACCUAAGUCUCUUCAAGCUGUACACCAAGGUAUACUUCAUUCAUCUAUAUAUAUAUAUAUAUUGUUUUUACCUUCUACGUUUUCAUUGAGUAUCUUCUUCUAUUUUCAUAGAAAAUACUUCUGACACAUUGGAAGAGACAGACGAAAUUACUUCUGAUACCUCGGAAGAGGCCCAAAUUCUUGCUGACUUACUUGAAGCAAAUGGGGUUAACAAAUUAUUUGACAAACUUGAAGCACCCUUUGCUCCAUCUAACCUUCUUUUGGGAACUUCCUCUAACGAAGCAGCCACCCAUAUUCAGAAAGGUCUUACUAUUUCUCUCCAAUCAAUGACGGAUGUUAAUGGCAUGAUUGCUGUAGCAAACAACGUUUUCAAGAUUUUGAAGAGUUUGGGUGUAGACUUCAUCUCCUUUUAUGAGAAGGUGAAGAUAUUCCUUGGGUGCUUUGCUUUGAAAACCCAACUUGCAGAUUCUUCAAACUUGUCUACUGCAGAAUUUGAGGCCCAAUAUUGUGAGAAGAAGCUUCAUUUUGACAAAGUUUCUGGCGAACAUGAAUAGUUGUUUGCUUCAAUUAUCAAGUCAGAUGAGCACAUUGCGGGUCUUAAUCAAAGGAUUAUUCAAACCAAAGAGUUACUCAAACAACUUGAAGAGGAAUUGUCAUCCACCCAAGCGGAACAUGCAUCCUUUAUGUGUGAUUUUGCACAAGCUUCCGAGAGUGUUUCUAAAUCAGAAGAAGACGUGCAAACUGCUCUGAAUGUUUUGAGCCAACACAAGAAGAAUGAUGGACAACACAGUGUUGUGGAACGUGCUUUUGAAAGGGCUAAGGCUUCUCUUAAUGAAUGGAUGCACUUUUAUUUUUUUAUUCAUCCGAACAUAAUGUAUUUAUGAAAUUUCGCUCAAUGAUAGAUUUAUUUGUUACAUGAAAUUUCUCAAUACAAUACAUUGAUUUGUCUUAUUUUAGCCGUUCAUAGUUUAUACUUUUGUUGGCCAGGAGUAUUCAAUGUUUUACCACCUUAGAUUUCGGUGGGAUAUUUUAGCAAUUUAACCACAUACAAUACCGUUGGUGGUUUUUUGACUUUUGUUUGGCUGUACAGAGUUUAUACUCUUGCGGGCCAGGAGUAUCCAAUGUUUUACCACCUUAGAUUUCGGUGGGAUAUUUUAGCAG